AAUCUACCCUGAAGCUCAGUAAAAUGUCACUCAAGCCUCGUCGACUAAAACUUACUGCCCGAUGACUUUGUGGAAUAUUUUGUAUCAUAUUUUUUGUGGUUACUUCGUUCAUCCGGUUUUUUUGCAGCCCAGGAGGGAAACAUUGCGAGGCAAUAAACUUCUGUGUUACAUUCAAAUACAGUUCAAGUCGUGAGGUAUCAGACAUAUUAAGGCUUACGGGAUCAAGAGGAAAAGAUUCCUAGUGGCUCGUCGGCAUGACUAUCAUAGUAACUUUUCUGUUAAUGGUGCUUACGUGGUUUGGUGGCUAUGGGCAACGAAAUUGUUCAGAUGAUUGUACCAAAGCCCUCGGGAUGGAGGACAACAGAAUUACAAACUCUCAGAUUUCCGCAGUGCUUGUUUACAACGACGACUAUGCUAAUUAUGGUUCCCAAAAUGCACGACUGCAUAACUUCCGUGGUUACAGAGGUGACCCACAGGCCGCUGAGCCACUUAAUUUUUUAGUAAUUAAUUUCGACGUGGAAAUGGUUAUCACUGCCAUAGCAACUCAGGGUUUUGGAGACCCCAAGGUUAACGAAUGGGUUACAAGCUUCCAAAUGCUUUACAAAGAUUCUAAAGGUGAACAGGAGUCUGUGAAAGGCACUGAUGGCCAAGGACUGGUAAGGCUGAGAAAACUAGAUGUGAUAUUUUAAUUAGGACCAAAGAGACUUCCCAAAUGCAACGAAUUGCUUACAGUUAAGCCCCUGUAUAUGAAAUAGAUUACAUGUUGUCGCGCGUUUGUUCAGUUAUAGCUUAUAGGUGACGUCAAUGUGUUGGAAGAAAAACAAAUGGGAACGAAAGCGAAUGUCUUACUGAUGUUCUAACUCAAUUUCCACUUCUUCCAUGAUCGGAUUUUUGCUGGGGCAGAUCCCAGCGGACAGAUCCAAGCGGGGCAGAUCCCAGCGGGCAGAUCCAAGCGGGGUAGAUCCCAGCGGGGCAGAUCCCACCUGGGCAGAUCCCAGCGGGGCAGAUCCAAGCGGGACAGAUCCCAGCGGCGCAGAUCCCAACGGGGCACAUCCCAGCGUGUAAAGCUUAGCUCUGAUUGUUUCUCGGACCUUACCC
This is a messenger RNA of Stylophora pistillata, 1098 nucleotides long. RefSeq names its product polycystin-1-like protein 2. NCBI's taxonomy places the organism in Eukaryota, Metazoa, Cnidaria, Anthozoa, Scleractinia, Pocilloporidae. Gene Ontology annotation, molecular function: calcium ion binding; calcium channel activity; protein binding. The record is from RefSeq and is a predicted model, not a curated record. Gene Ontology annotation, cellular component: membrane. Gene Ontology annotation, biological process: detection of mechanical stimulus.